AUGUGUGGCACAAUGGACAUUCUAAGAAUAAAUAGCCACAUGCUGAUGAUGAUGAACUCGAAGAUGAUUGAACAGUAUAUCCUUCAGAAGAACAACUUGGAUCAGAAAACUACACCAGUGAUCCCGCCAAAAAGAGGUCGUGCUUCUACCCAACAGCUCCUGGCAGUAGCUGCCAAUACUUGCACACCAAUAACUAAUUUUAUUAUCGAUUCUAAGAGAAAAAGGGAAAGUGCUGAUCAUUCUCCUCCAGAAGAGCAGGACCAGCCCCAGAAGUUAAUCAAGAAGGGAGUUACUCCGGUGGAUUUCACAAGUUCUGUCUCAACUGAGCUAAAUGACACUGUGAUCAUGGAAAAAAUACUUGAAGAAUUAAAGGAUAUGAGAACAGACCAGGCAAAAAAACACAAGGAACUUACAGAUAAACUCAACAAGAAACUCAAGGAUGAUGAAAUUGCUUUUGAUGGUAUUCAAAAAAACUUGGACUCCUUAAGAAAUGAGCUGCAAGAUUCCAAGACUGAUCUAAACAAACGUAUCGAAGCACUUAAAAAAAUCACGAACGAAAUAAUCAAGCAGCUUAAUAGCCGAAUCGACUCCUUGGAAAGAGAAAAUAAAAAAACUAAAAUCUCAAUAGUCGGUCUUUCUUUGACCUCGAACAAUCACGCGGAAGAGAUCAAAAUAUUCUUGGAGUCCAAAUUUGAAGAGUGCAUCCCCAGUAUUUCGCUUAUUGAGUUCACCAUGAGGCUCAUAGUUGAUCUAGAACGAGAAAUUGAUUGGAACGUCAGGCAGCUGAUCAAACAGUUAAGAACCGAGGGAAAAAAUUGCAUAAGAAAAGGUAAUAAAGUAUUGGUUGACGAUCUAGUAUACUCAUGGAGCGAGAAGGCUAACAAGAUGCUGUCCCAGCUCAAAAAAAAUCACGCGCACUCAUCGUCAAUGGUUCAGUCCGGAAAUUUUUCAAAAAACUCUUUAAUUGGUAAUUUGGAUAUUAUAGCAACAUGCAAAACAUGGGUAACACAACCGUACAGUCCCGGUUUCCUAGAAAAUUUCAAUACAUAUUGGUCAAAGGCACUGAGAGAACAUGCGGUAGGCAGAGCCAGCGGAGGACUACUGACAGCAAUAAUUAAGCAACAUGAUAACUCGCUGAUUGACGCUUCACCUUGGUGGAUCUUCAACGAAAUUCAACUUGGCUCUUCUGUGGCCAUCCUUGGGUCAGUUUACCUGCAUAAAUGUCUUGAUUUUAAUUACUUACUCGAAACGUUACAGGGCACUAUUGAUGACAUUAAAGCAACCCGUUCGUUCGACUUAUUCAUCAUCGGAGGUGAUAUGAACGCAAAGGUUGGUCUGCUAAAUCCAUGGCCGGCAGAUCUCUUCGCAGGGUACCAAAUACUUGAUACUUUUCGCACAACAGAUGAUUCUACUUGUGAAAGAGGUCGGAAGAUCAUGGACUUCAUGGUUGAAAACGACUUCGUGCUUAUAAACGGGAAGACCAUCAGUGACUCUCCAGCCCAACCAACGUUCGACUGCUCUGGUUCGUCAAUCAUCGACCUAAUUUGGAUCGACAUUUCAUCCCUGCACGUUGUCAAUGAUCUAGAAGUCCUUUUGGAGACUUCUUUGUCUGACCACCACCCAGUCUGCUUAAGUAUCUCGCUGGAAACUUUUAUCCAACCUGACAAAAAUGAAAAUGUAAAAUCUGCACGACUCGUCAGAAUAAAUUGGUCUGAAAACGCUGCUGACCAGUAUCUUGAAUAG
Cotesia congregata is the source of this 1743-nucleotide messenger RNA. The record is from the annotation of a GenBank genome assembly. Lineage: Eukaryota; Metazoa; Arthropoda; Insecta; Hymenoptera; Braconidae.